Molecule: messenger RNA, 2929 nt
Organism: Drosophila gunungcola (fruit fly)
Lineage: Eukaryota; Metazoa; Arthropoda; Insecta; Diptera; Drosophilidae
Product: EF-hand domain-containing family member C2-like
Biological process (GO): regulation of neuron projection development
Cellular component (GO): microtubule
Source: RefSeq, a predicted model, not a curated record
UUGUUCCAAGAAAUUUGUAUCCAAUGAUUUCAGGAAACAAACUCAGUAGGCUUGGUAACUAAUAGAUUUCACACAUUAUUUAUUAGUGCUCAGUAUUUCAUUUAAAGUGUACACAAAGCUGUAAAAUAUUCCUGACGAAAACAGGUUUGGCUAGCGGUUUAUUUAAACAAAGACACAAUGCUGCGUAUUCCCGGAAUGCCCCUUCUGCCGGGUACACUGUUCCGCGAUGUCUCCAAGGGUCAUUAUCCCAAGCCGCAAUCGCUGUCCAACGUCCAAGGACUCAGCAUGCUGAGUGAUCGACAGCAGCCGCCUCCAACGGAAUCGGGCAGCGUUACGGGCAGCUGUCCGCCGGUGGCGGCCUCCUCCAUAUACCCACCUCGAUCGGGUCCACGGAUGCCUCCGUGGCUGGCGUACGACAAAAAGGUGCUGUGUUUCAAUGCCUACUUCAAGCAGACUCUGCAGGAGUUUUACCAUGCACCAUACCUGGUUCGCAAGGUCAAGAUAUACUUCUACCUCGAGGAUGGCACCCUGGAGAUCUACGAGCCGCGAGUGGAUAACUCUGGCAUUGUCCAAGGAUGUGUGGUUCAUCGCCAGCGCGUUCAGAAGGCGCCCUCUUGUGACAACGAGUUCAUGUCACUCAUUGAUCUAAACGUUGAUCAGACAGUUAAAAUAUUCGACCGUCAGUAUCAUAUCACUAGCUGCGAUCACUUCACUCGCGAUUUUCUCAACAAACGCGGCAUAACCGUUCCCGAUCCAGUAAAAUCACCAUGCGAUCCUACCGAGACGCUAAGAAAGCAUGAGCAACAACCACGAGGCGGUCAAUCAGGCCCGAAGAACCAUCCCUUUGCCCAAUUUCUAAAAUUCGAUCGACAAAUACUUAAAUUUCAGGCAUACUGGGAUGAUCGAACUGAAUUUGGCGACGUACGAAAGUUUGAAGUUUUAUAUCUAGCCGACGAUACCAUAGAAAUCAAGGAACAGCACAUUCGAAAUUCGGGUCGCGACGGGCCGACAGUUUUUCUUAAACGUGGACGCUUGGCACGAGAGUUCGAAGGACUACAGUUGCCGGGUCAGACGACGCCGAUGACUCUUCUAAAUGUUCUGGGCACAAACAUGCGCAACGUGCGCUACUGCGUGGAUCCCCUGAACACGGGCAACAAGGAGAUCCAUUAUUAUGGCGAACGAGAUCUGCAGAUUGGAAGCGUGAUAAAUGUAUUCGGUCGGGCGGUGAUAAUCACUGAACUGGACCCCUUCACGCAGCAGUUCUACCGAGGGAAGUACGGGAUCCAGGAGUUCACGCCACUGCCGAUUCCCACGCGAAAGGACGAUUGUGCGGAUCACCGGAAGGGUGAACGCAUCCUGCCGCCAUUCAAUGGCUGGGGCAGCUACGAGGAUUCGGUGGGCAAUUGCAUAUCCGUGGAGCCCAAGCCGCCCAGAUCGGACUUCAGGAAGUUCAUCAAAUACGAUCGCUUUGUAUUGCGUUUCGGUGCCAAGAUGCUGUCGACCAUAAAAGCGAAUUGCGAGCGGAUAUUCGUCAUUAGCUAUUAUUUGUGCGACGAUACGUUGCAGAUCCAGGAGAUAGCAGUGCGAAAUUCCGGCUUCCUGGGAGGUGAAUUCAUGAAACGCACCCGACUGCAGUUGCCGGGUCAGGAGAGAUUCUCGUGCAAGCAACCGCAGUACUACAUGUCGUGGAACUUCUUUAUCGGCUCGACUAUGUCGCUGAAGGACUUCAUAUUUCACAUAGUCUCGGCCGACGAAUACACCCUGCUGUACAUGGAGCGCCAUCCGGAACAGUUUGGCCAGGCAAACGUUGGGGCGAUCAUGGAAAAGGUUCGCUGUGCCCUCAAGAAUCACAUGGCCGAGUUUGUGGGCGCCUGUAUGCCGGACUGUCACGAUUUGGAGUACAAUCGGGAUGUGUUCGUGACCUUUGAGAGCUUCAAGGGAGCGCUGAUCGGCGUAAUUGGCAACCUGAUCAGCGACCACGAAAUCAUUACCCUAUGUCGGCACUUUUCGGCGGAGAAGAGUGCCCCCCCUGCGUGCGAUAGGGCCGCUGUGAGGGCCGCAGCCCAUCUGGAGCUGAAUCGAGCCCUUUGGAAUGCCCGCGACGAGCUGAUGGAGCACUUCCACCACAUCAAUCCCACCAACCAGCCGUUCAUGCCCGAACAUAAGGUGCGAUCGGCCCUGCGAGGCUUUCGCCUGCCCUUCUCCCUCGAGCUCAUCGACCACAUCCUCGCGAUCCUGAAUCGCAACGAGUGCGAUGACAUUGAGGUCUGCGACCUGAUGAACUUCAUAGACGUGUCCUGCGGGAAGGGCUGCAACAUGCCGCCCGCGAGCCAUGCCUUCGAGCUGUGUCCCAAAAUUCCGUUCCUGAACAUGGGCCGCAUGGUAAGCUUAAGCUGUUUCCUGCGCGACCUUAAACUGCCCCUCAACUUGUCAUCGGCGGCCGAGAAGAAGAACGAUACCAUUGAGGAGGAUAAGAAAAUGCCUACAUCGGUGGCUGCCGAGCCGGAGAUCCAUAGGCAUGAGAACCCACAGUACGACGCUGAGAUGGCCGCCAGGUCACAUGGUUAAAAGCUUUAAAUUAUCGGGUUUUAUUGAGUUAGCUUGGAGUGUUCCCCUGGCCGUUCCAAAUCUUCUGGUUGUAAUUUAUUCUUUCAGGCUACAAAAUAUAUCUAAGAGAUCUGGGCUUGAGACAUAUAUGUGGGCCUGAUUCAUUUGAGCCAGGUAAAAUUUUAAAAUUUUUGGUUUGGAUUUGUUGUUUGUUCAAUUUAUGCAAGACAAGAUAAAAUUAGAAACGAAAUAAAAAAAUUACAAUACUCAUAUAUUACGCCAAUAAAUGUUUAUAUUUCUGAGCCCAUAUAAAAUGUUCCUCGUUUACUUCGCAGUUUUGAAGUAAACUGUUUAAGCCAGUUAAAAAAUCCUCUCUUUCUGG